AUGGAGUUCGAGGUCGCACCUGCGUCCGACGAUGACGUACGCCAGAUCAUUCACAUCAUGUUCAAAGCGUACGGAGGAAAGAACGAGUACAUCAACGCUGUUUUCCCUCGUGGGCUGACCCCUGAAGGAGAAGAUUUGACCGCACAGCGGCUUUUGUUCAUCAAAAACAUCGCACCUGGUAUCAAAUGGGAGAAAGUCACCGACUCUGCCAAUGGAACCAUAGUUGGAGGUGCAAUGUGGGCACUCCACGAAGAUGCAAAGCCCCAAAGAUUUCCCUUGGAUGGGCCACCAGGAACAUGGGAAAGUGACGCAGAGAAAGAAUAUGCUCAAGCCCUUUUCAAUUCUUUGGGGGUUGACGAACACAAGUAUUACGAAGAGAAUGAAUUGCCGUUCAUGAUUAUGUUUUACGUGGCUGAUGACUUUUAG
Molecule: messenger RNA, 426 nt
Organism: Parastagonospora nodorum SN15
Lineage: Eukaryota; Fungi; Ascomycota; Dothideomycetes; Pleosporales; Phaeosphaeriaceae
Exons: 2
Coding region: 1-426 (141 amino acids)
Source: RefSeq, a predicted model, not a curated record